AUGAGUGUCACAGCCAAUUCUAUGCUUAUGAAUUCCGGUUGCAAUGGAAGCAUAUGUUUAGUACUUCCACCUGGAUCAGUCCAUUCAAGCGUUUCAUUGUCGCUCUCCAACAUCACAGGUGAAAGUAGUGCAGCAACUGAUUCUCAAGAUUGUGGAUUUUCGCCGGCCUCCUUUCUUACUGCUGAAUCACCAUGGGAGUUGAACUUGGAUAUGGAAACUAGUAAUCGAUCACAAAGGAAAAAGGCCAAGAUGAGAUAUAACGAGAAAAAGAAAACCAGAACGUUUGGUAAGCAAAUAAGAUAUGCUUCGCGUAAGGCAAGGGCGGAUACCAGAGAAGGGUUAAAUAGAUUUGGUAAGGCUGGGGAAGCUUAUGAUUAUGACCCAUUAGCAAUAAGGGAUUUCUGA
Messenger RNA from Nicotiana tabacum (common tobacco), 405 nucleotides. Lineage: Eukaryota; Viridiplantae; Streptophyta; Magnoliopsida; Solanales; Solanaceae. The record is from RefSeq and is a predicted model, not a curated record.